AGUCGAGACAUUGCUGAAUGGCCGGUCUGAGCUUGUAAACAGGUGCUUGCACUAAUAAGCGUCCGUCAGUGAGCAGGAAUAAUACUGUGGCAGGCAAUAUUCUCGGAAACCAUGAUUGUAAGAUUCAACGGGCUGAAGAGAGGCCUAUUCCUUCAAGGGAUGUUCUUUGCAGUGUCCCAUCUUGUGCUCUCUGAAAAGCUGGGUCCUGCUGAGAAAGAAGUCACCUUCAGCCAUGUCUACAGCAUUGACUCUGGUUGCAAGCAGGGUUCUCAGGUGGUUCAGCUUUCCCAGGACCAGGCCUCAGAAGGACAGUUAGUCACAGUGGAUGGAGAGAAUGACGUUGUUUUCAAACACAACAUACGUCUGCAGUCGGCUGGUUGUGGAUGUGCAGAUUCCGAAGACUUCAAAGCCCUGCUGUACCGUGUAAAUGGCCUGGAGGAGGAAGUCACCUACCUAAAGAGCCAAUGCGCUCAGGGCUGCUGCAGAGGAGGGUCAGGUGUGGACACUAGCUGCAGUGGGCAUGGCACAUACCAGCAGGACUCUUGCAGUUGUAAGUGUAACCCAGGCUGGGAGGCUCCAGACUGCUCUAUCUCAUCCUGCCCCGACGAAUGCAACGAUAACGGCCGCUGUGUUGACGGACGCUGCGUCUGCUAUGAAGGCUACACCGGCCAUGACUGCAGCCAGCCCACAUGCCCUAACAACUGCAAAGACAAAGGCCAAUGUGUGGAUGGCAAAUGCGUGUGCUUUAGUGGAUUCUCAGGAGAAGACUGCAGUAUCGUCACCUGUCCGAAUGACUGCAUAGGAAAUGGACGCUGCGUGGAUGGACAGUGCAUCUGCGAUGAGGGAUUCUUUGGAAUUGACUGCUCCAUGGUUCUAGGACCAAAAGGUCUCCGUCUGAUCAAAGUCACAGAUGAAUCUCUGCUGGUGGAGUGGGAGUCUGUGAGAGGGGCCGAGUACUACAUCCUGUCCUACUAUCCAAAGGGAGACGAGGGAGCCAUUAAAGAUGUCCGGGUGGAAAACACGAAAAACUCCUACCUAAUCACGGGCCUCAGAGCCGGAGUCACGUACAUAGUGCAGGUGUAUGCUGUCAUCAGAGGCAUUAAAAGUCAAUCUGAUGAGAUAGUGGCUACGACUGAGGUCUCUGGUGUUGAAGGAAUCAAGGUGCUGGGCCAGACAGAGGACUCUAUCCAGGUGGACUGGAAGAAUCCUGCGAUUGCUGUGGACUACUUCAAAUUGACCCAUGCUAGCCUUGAUGGUCAGGGAGGACAGGAGAACGUGGCAAUGAGCCAAGAGGCCAGAACCAAGCAUACCAUUGUAGGCCUCAACCCAGGAACCGAAUAUCAGAUAGGCGUACAAGCAAUCAUAGGGGAAAUGGAAGGCAAGCCAUCGUAUGCCACAGGGGUCACAGACAUUGAUGCCCCAACCAAUCUGGCAACCAGGGGGGUGACGGAGAACUCUGCAACUGUGAUGUGGGAUGGUGUUCAUGCUGAGAUCGAUGGUUACAUACUGAUAUACAGCUCUGCAGAGGGCACCGGUCGAGAAAUUAAAGUGGGUGCAGAUGCUACUUCUUACCAGCUGACCUCUCUGAAACCAGGAGUCCUGUACACAGUUUUCCUCUGGGCGUAUAAGGGUUCUCGUUCCAGCCAGAAGAGCAUGACCAAAGCCGAGACGGCGAUUGAUGCACCAAAGAAUCUCAAAGCCAUUGAUGUCCAGACUCAAACCUCCACUUUAACAUGGAAAGCUCCUCAGGCUAAUAUUGAUGGCUACAUCCUGACCUACAGGGCUGAAGAUGGCAGCAUGCAGACUGUGGAAAAAACUUUGACUGCGCGGGAGAACAGAUUUGCUCUCUCUGACCUCACAAUGGGGAAAAAGUACAUUGUCACCCUUAUUGCCUACAAGGGCACGAAGAAGAGUAGGGUAGUGGAGACACGCUUUAGCACAGUGCGUCUGGCCUACCCGUUCCCAAUGGACUGCACUCAGAUUAUGAGAAAUGGAAACAUGGAGAGCGGCGUCUACACAAUCUACGUCAACAGCAACCGUAGCAGAACCAUGCAGGUGUAUUGUGACAUGACAACUGACGGCGGCGGCUGGAUUGUGUUCCAGAGACGAAACACCGGCAAAUUAGAUUUCAAGAGGCGCUGGAGAGAGUAUACGAAAGGCUUUGGAGAACUGACAGAUGAAUUUUGGCUCGGUUUGGAGAAGAUCCAUGAGCUGACUAAUACUCCUACACAAUAUGAAGUGCGUUUCGAUCUGGGCUUGGGAUCAGAGCGGACGUAUGCUGUCUACGAUAACUUCAGAGUAGCACCAUCCAAACAGAAGUUUAAUCUUACCAUCGGCAGCUACAAAGGAAAUGCUGGUGAUGCCAUGACCUACCACCAGGGAGCGUCUUUCUCAACGGAGGAUUCAGACAAUGACAUCGCGCUUGGCAACUGUGCUCGGACUCACCAAGGGGCCUGGUGGUACCAGAACUGCCACCUGGCCAAUCUGAACGGCAGAUUUGGGGACAACAGACACAGUAUGGGAGUAAACUGGGAGCCAUGGAAAGGUCACCUCCAGUCUCUCGACUUUGCAGAAAUUAAGAUCCGGCCAGUGGGAGCAGCGGGCAGACAGAAAAGGUCAUUGAAAAGGAGAGUAGCUGUGUAUUAAUAAUCACUUGACAAAAAAUGUUAUAAUAAAAUCCUAAAUGUUUCAGAAUCUGAUCAGACCAAGUUGUAAUAGUUCUUCAUAUGAGGAAAGCCACUCUAUUCUGAAGAUUGUACGCUUGUGUAACUGUCUUUUGUAACAUUAUACAAAAGUCAGAUUUCGAAUAGAAUAUGCUAUACUUCUUUUGAUUUACUAUAUAUGCACAUUGUAUAUGAAAGAAAUCCAAAAGCAAAACAACAUUUGUAGCAUGACUGACAUCACAGUGCCAUUCCGAACUCAAAGGGUGUAUUUCAUAAAUUUUAUAAUCUUCAUAGAACCUGUUUUUUUAUAUAUAUAUAUUUUAUUACAGAUUUUUGGACCAAAGUACUUUUACUGUAUGAUCAUUUUCUAAAGUUUUGAAUUAAUAUUUUUGAUUUUAC
This is a messenger RNA of Carassius auratus (goldfish), 3062 nucleotides long. RefSeq names its product tenascin-N-like. Bases 112 to 2646 code for a protein of 844 amino acids. Gene Ontology annotation, molecular function: protein binding. Lineage: Eukaryota; Metazoa; Chordata; Actinopteri; Cypriniformes; Cyprinidae. The transcript is spliced from 14 exons. The record is from RefSeq and is a predicted model, not a curated record. Gene Ontology annotation, biological process: regulation of cell adhesion. Gene Ontology annotation, cellular component: perisynaptic extracellular matrix.